AUGUAUCGGAUCUGGAACAUCUACGCGCUUGCUGCCAUUGGCACGAUCGGCGGCAUGCUCUUCGGUUUCGACAUCAGCUCUAUGAGCGCCUGGAUCGGCUCCGACCAAUAUCUUGACUACUUCAACAGCCCAGGCUCAACCGAGCAAGGCGGCAUCACAGCCUCCAUGUCAGCAGGAUCAUUCGUCGGCGCCCUCGUCGCUGGAGGUAUUGCCGAUAAGCUUGGUCGACGAAAGGCUCUCAUGAUCGCUUGUCUGUUCUGGAUCGCGGGUGCUGUUCUUCAGUGUUCUGCGCAGAAUGUGGCGCACCUUAUCGUUGGUCGUGUUGUGAGCGGUGUUGCUGUUGGUAUUACGAGUUCGCAGGUCCUUGUGUACCUUGCGGAACUUGCGCCUUCGGAUAUUAGAGGGAGAAUUGUUGGAAUUCAGCAGUGGUCUAUUGAAUGGGGUAUCUUGAUUAUGUAUCUCAUCUCUUACGGAUGCUCCGUUGGAGUUGAUGGACCAGCUGCCUUCCGCAUCGCAUGGGGAAUCCAAGCCGUGCCAGGCUUCAUCCUCCUGGCUGGCCUGUUCUUCUUUCCUGAGUCACCUCGAUGGCUUGCCCAGCACGAUCGCUGGGAAGAGGCGCAUUACAACCUUGCCCACCUCCACGCUGGCGGCGACCUCGACAGUCCAGUUGUGAUCGCCGAGAUGGAAGAGGUCCGCGAAGCUGUACGCAUCGCUCGUGAGUCCAAGGAUAUCGGCUAUCUCGGCCUCUUUGCGCCUGGAGUCUGGAAGCGCACUGUUGUUGGUGUGAGUGUCCAGAUCUGGCAGCAACUUCUGGGCGGAAAUGUCAUGCUCUACUAUCUCGUCUACAUCUUCAACAUGGCUGGAAUGACUGGAAACACCGCUCUAACAUCCUCCAUCAUCCAAUACGUCAUCUUCCUCGUAACAACCGGCAUUGUUCUGCCCUACAUCGAUCGUCUCGGCCGCCGACCUCUCCUCAUCAGCGGAGCAUUGAUCUGCGGUGUCCUUCACUUCACCAGUGGGGCUGUCAUGGCUGUUCACGGCUACCCCGUUGACGGUAUCGAAGGUAACGACAUCCUUACUUGGGCCAUUUCAGGAGCUCCCGCCAAAGCAGUCAUCGCCCUGGCAUACAUCUUUGUGGGCAUCUACGGUCUUACCUGGGCACCUGUUGCAUGGAUCUACGCCAGUGAAGUCUUCCCCCUAAAGUACCGAGCCAAGGGUGUUGGCCUCGCCGCCUCUGGUAACUGGAUCUUCAACUUGGCACUCGCCUUCUUUGUCCCACCGUCGUUCACAAACAUCCAGUGGCAGACAUACAUGAUCUUCGGAACAUUCUGUAUCGCCAUGACGUUCCACGCUUUCUUCACUUAUCCUGAGACAGCACGCAAGACCCUUGAGGAAGUUGAUGUUUUGUUUGAUAGUAACGUGCCUGCUUGGCGAAGUGCAAAGGCUAGUGGUGGGUUUGAUGAGAAGGUUCAGGAGGCGAGGCGCACUGGUGGUCUGAAGGGGGAGCUUGAGGAGAGGGAGGCGACUCAUGCUGAGACUGCGUAA
Molecule: messenger RNA, 1545 nt
Organism: Fusarium mangiferae
Lineage: Eukaryota; Fungi; Ascomycota; Sordariomycetes; Hypocreales; Nectriaceae
Exons: 5
Coding region: 1-1545 (514 amino acids)
Biological process (GO): transmembrane transport; carbohydrate transport
Cellular component (GO): membrane
Molecular function (GO): carbohydrate:proton symporter activity
Source: RefSeq, a predicted model, not a curated record